This is a messenger RNA of Nothobranchius furzeri (turquoise killifish), 1893 nucleotides long. Its product is annotated as phosphoribosyl pyrophosphate synthase-associated protein 1. Gene Ontology annotation, biological process: 5-phosphoribose 1-diphosphate biosynthetic process; purine nucleotide biosynthetic process. NCBI's taxonomy places the organism in Eukaryota, Metazoa, Chordata, Actinopteri, Cyprinodontiformes, Nothobranchiidae. The record is from RefSeq and is a predicted model, not a curated record. Gene Ontology annotation, cellular component: ribose phosphate diphosphokinase complex; cytoplasm. Gene Ontology annotation, molecular function: ATP binding; ribose phosphate diphosphokinase activity; magnesium ion binding.
UCCGUUUGAUUGGUCUCUGCUGCUGCGUGUUUGUUCCUGAGCUACUGCUGGCUGCGUCGCCGUGACCGCAUUUAAAUGUUGCGAAGAGUUUUGUUUUUGGUUGGACCUAACGCUAACCGCUCGCUGUGUUGCCUGUGACGUUGUUGAGGUUCGUUUGAUUUAUCCGCAGGACAGCCCGCCUGCCCCGCGUGCUUCGCGUACCGUUGUGUCCAGGAAAAAUCUCUGUCCGUUUUUUUGGGGCUUUUUGUCGCAGGUAGGAGAUUGUUUGAGUUGGCAAACAGCCACACGUGACGUGAAACAUGUGCCCCCGCUUUCUAGUCCACUGUUGAGCUCACAAACGUUUCCAUUGUUGGCAUUUUUUCCCCAUUUAGGAUGCACGAAGCCUGUCUGAAACCAGGCGCGCUUGAUUUUUAGACUAAACUCGCGUUAUUGUUUUUCCUUUUUUUCCCUUCAACAUUUCUGAGGCAGAUUGUUGACAUUUUCACGAAGCUGGAAAUUUCCCACAUUACCCGCAGCGAAGCAGCAUGCCCAUCAGACGCUUUGGGGGUCACAGGUCUUUAGUUUCUUACUCCCAAGCUACAAAUUUGUCGUAUGGUUACACGAAGAUGAACAUUUCCAGAAGUGGAUAUCGUGUUUUUGCUGCUAACUCUAGCGGCGUGUGCACCGAGCUAGCCAAGAAGAUAACAGAACGUUUGGGCGUGGAGUUGGGCAAGUCAGUGGUUUAUCAAGAGUCCAAUUCAGAGACUAGAGUAGAUGUGAAAGAAUCUGUCCGUGGGCAGGACAUCUUCAUCAUUCAGACCAUUCCCAGAGAUGUCAACACGGCCAUCAUGGAGCUGCUGGUCAUGGCGUAUGCACUGAAAACAUCUUGUGCCAAGAACAUCAUCGGAGUCAUUCCUUACUUUCCCUACAGCAAGCAAUGCAAGAUGAGGAAGAGAGGAUCCAUUGUUUGCAAACUGCUUGCUUCUAUGCUCGCUAAGGCCGGACUCACCCAUCUCAUCACCAUGGACCUCCACCAGAAGGAAAUCCAGGGUUUCUUCACCUUUCCUGUAGACAACCUGAGAGCGUCGCCGUACCUCAUCCAGUACAUCCAGGAGGAGAUCCCAGACUACAGGAAUGCCAUAAUUGUUGCAAAGUCCCCAUCAGCUGCUAAGAGGGCUCAGUCCUACGCGGAGCGACUGCGACUCGGGCUGGCGGUGAUCCACGGCGAGGCUCAACAUUCAGAGUCAGACAUGGCAGACGGUCGGCAAUCCCCCCCGCUGUCCCGGACCACCUCCGGACACCCCGGCCUGGAGUUACCAUUGAUGAUGGCGAAGGAGAAGCCGCCCAUCUCUGUCGUCGGAGACGUCGGAGGCAGAAUCGCCAUCAUUGUUGAUGACAUCAUAGACGAUGUGGAGGACUUUGUGGCGGCAGCAGAAAUCCUGAAAGAGAGAGGAGCCUACAAGAUCUACAUCAUGGCCACACAUGGCCUACUGUCUGCAGAGGCACCGAGACUAAUAGAGGAGUCAGCUAUCGAUGAGGUGGUGGUGACCAACACCGUCCCCCACGAGGUGCAGAAGCUGCAGUGUCCAAAGAUCCGAACCGUGGACGUCAGCAUGAUCCUGGCCGAGGCCAUCCGACGCAUCCACAACGGGGAGUCCAUGUCCUAUCUGUUCCGCAACAUCGCUGUGGACGACUGAGCACACACACACACGUUAAACCAUUCCAAACACUCAGACCGAGGUCGAACAAUCCAGUGUAUUAGCUCUGUUGUUCCUGUUUGUGUAGCUGUUGACCACGUUUAUACAUGAGACCAGAACAGAAGCCUGUAGACACAAAACCGUGUUUCUGCUACAAGAACGCUACACAAGCACAGCCUCUCUGUCAUCUGCUGAAUAAAGCUGCUGUUCUAGUUUA